AUGGGGAAGAAAUCUAAGAAGUCUCAACAAAGUAACUGGGACGAUGAUUUGGGCGAAGAUGUCUCUCCAGCACCAGUUUCAGAGGAAUUGACCGCUGAAAACUCAGUAGAGGCAAGCCCUGCGGUUGAAUCGAGCACAGACGCCGCUUCUACAGCAGAUGCUGAAGAACUGGAUCAAGAUUUCAUGUCUGCGCUAAAAAGCUCCAAGACUAAAGCUGCUACAAGAGAGAAAGACCAGGAAUCCAAGAAACCAGUCAUCAAGUCGAAAAAGGAGAAGGAAAAAGAGAAGAAGGAACUAGAAAAGCAGCAGAAGAAGGAGCAAGCUGCUAAGAAAAAGGCACAACAACAAGCUCAAAAGGAGAAAAACAAAGAGCUUAACAGACAGCAAGCAGAGUCAGCUGCGGACGCCAAAAAAGCCAAACAGAAUAAGAGUAAUGAGGGCGAAGCAUCGUCCGAUGGUGCCAGUAAUGCUUCUGCGGGCGCUAAAAAGGGCGGCAAGAAGGUUCCUGCCGGUCUUGCGGCUCUUAGACGUCAAUUGGAAAUGAAAAAACAGUUUGAAGAACAAGAACGUUUGGAACGUGAGGAAGAAGAACGUUUGGAAAAGGAGGAAGAAGAGCGUCAGGAACAGCUCAAGCAGGCCGAUGAAGAGUCUAAGCGUGAAAAGCGUGAGAAGGAAAAGGCCAAACGUGAAAAAUUGAAGGCUGAGGGUAAACUCUUGACCAGGAAACAGAAAGAAGAGAAAAAACUGCUGGAAAAAAGACGUGCAGCACUUCUGGCUGCCGGAAACAUCAAGGUUGCCGGUUUGGACAAGUCUGAAGAUUCCGAUGCCAAGCCUAAGAAAGUGGUUUACGGGAAAAAGAAGAAGAAGACACAACAGGAAAAAGAUGCCGAACUAGCAGCAGCUGAAGCGCAAAAGAAUGCCGAAGCCGCUGCUGCUGCAGAAGGCGACGAAGAGGAGGCCCUCAUUGACGACUGGGAGAAUCUAAUCGAUGAUGACAAUGAAGAAGCAGAAGAGACUAAAGAAACCGAGUCCCCAGAAUUAGAGGACAAGGUCGAAGAGACUCCCUCUGAAGCUACACAAGUGGCAGAAGCUAAACCAGAACCAGUCAUUGAAGAAAUACCACGUCCUACACGUCCAUCUCCAUCUCCAGCGCCAGCAGGUCAGCAGGACCUACGUUCGCCAAUCUGCUGUAUUUUGGGUCACGUCGAUACCGGUAAGACAAAAUUGCUGGAUAAGAUUAGACAGACCAACGUUCAAGGUGGUGAGGCCGGUGGUAUCACGCAGCAAAUUGGUGCCACCUACUUCCCCAUUGACGCUGUCAAGACUAAGACUCAAUCGAUGGCUCAGUUCGAGAAACAGACUUUCGACGUUCCCGGUUUGCUGGUCAUCGAUACACCAGGUCACGAAUCUUUCACUAACUUGCGUUCCAGAGGUUCUUCCUUAUGCAAUAUCGCCAUUCUGGUUAUCGACAUCAUGCAUGGUCUAGAGCAACAAACAAUCGAAUCCAUUAGAUUGUUAAGAGACAGAAAGGCUCCAUUCGUUGUUGCCCUCAACAAGAUCGACAGAUUGUACGACUGGCAAAGUAACCCUAACGAUGCUUUCAGAAGCACUUUCCAGAAACAAACCAGAGGUGUCAAGCAGGAGUUUGCCACCAGAUUGGAGGCUAUCAAAGUUGCUCUUGCCGAGCAGGGUCUGAACUCUGAGCUGUACUUCCAAAACAAGAACAUGUCGAAAUACGUGUCUAUUGUACCUACUUCUGCCGUUACCGGAGAGGGUAUUCCAGAUUUGUUAUGGCUAUUGCUAGAAUUGACUCAAAAGAGAAUGUCCAAGCAGCUAAUGUACUUGUCUCACGUUGCAGCCACGGUGUUGGAAGUCAAGGUUGUUGAAGGUUUCGGUACAACGAUUGAUGUCAUUUUGUCUAACGGGUACUUGAGAGAAGGUGAUCGAAUUGUGCUUUGCGGGUUGAACGGUCCAAUUGUAACCAACAUCAGGGCCUUGCUAACUCCUCAGCCUCUGCGAGAGCUUCGUUUGAAAUCUGAAUACGUACAUCACAAAGAAGUCAAGGCUGCUCUCGGUGUCAAAAUUGCCGCUAACGAUUUGGAAAAAGCGGUUUCUGGUUCCAGACUACUAGUGGUUGGUCCCGAUGACGAUGAGGAAGAGAUGAUGGAUGAUGUCAUGGACGACUUGACCGGCCUUCUUGAUUCCGUUGAUACUUCUGGCCGUGGUGUGGUGGUUCAGGCCUCUACUUUGGGUUCCUUAGAGGCCUUGCUAGACUUUUUGAAAGACAUGAAGAUUCCCGUCAUGUCCAUCGGCUUGGGCCCCGUCUAUAAGAGAGAUGUGAUGAAAGCUUGUGCCAUGCUGGAAAAGGCUAAGGAAUAUGCCGUUAUGUUAUGCUUCGACGUUAAAAUUGACAAAGAAGCCGAGCAUUAUGCCGAGGAACAAGGUGUCAAGAUUUUCAACGCGGACAUUAUCUACCACCUGUUCGAUGCGUUUACUGCAUACCAGGAGAAGCUUAUGGAACAGCGCCGUAAGGACUUCCUGCAUGAUGCCAUUUUCCCUUGUGUGCUCAACACCUUACAGAUCAUCAACAAGCGUGGUCCAAUGAUUAUCGGUGUUGAUGUCAUUGAAGGUGCUGUACGCAUCGGAACGCCGAUAUGUGCUGUUAGAACCGACCCUGCCACAAAGGAGAAACAGAUUUUGCUGUUAGGUAGAGUUGUGUCGCUUGAAAUUAACCACCAAGCUCAUAAUGAGGUCAAAAAGGGUCAAACGGCCGCCGGUGUUGCCAUGCGUUUGGAGGAUCCAUCGGGUCAACAGCCUAUAUGGGGUCGUCAUGUCGACGAGAAAGAUACCCUUUACUCUUUGAUUACUAGAAGAUCCUUGGACACUUUGAAAGAUCCAGCUUUCAGAGACCAAGUGGCCAAAUCGGACUGGUUGUUAUUGCGUAAGAUGAAGACUGUUUUUGGCAUUGAGUAA
Molecule: messenger RNA, 2973 nt
Organism: Lachancea sp. 'fantastica'
Lineage: Eukaryota; Fungi; Ascomycota; Saccharomycetes; Saccharomycetales; Saccharomycetaceae
Source: the annotation of a GenBank genome assembly